Messenger RNA from Corvus hawaiiensis (hawaiian crow), 2238 nucleotides. RefSeq names its product serine/threonine-protein kinase PAK 3-like. Lineage: Eukaryota; Metazoa; Chordata; Aves; Passeriformes; Corvidae. The record is from RefSeq and is a predicted model, not a curated record. Gene Ontology annotation, biological process: regulation of MAPK cascade; intracellular signal transduction; regulation of axonogenesis. Bases 836 to 2206 code for a protein of 456 amino acids. Gene Ontology annotation, molecular function: protein serine/threonine kinase activity; ATP binding. The transcript is spliced from 12 exons. Gene Ontology annotation, cellular component: cytoplasm.
UGUCUAGGAGAUGGGGAAAACGAGACGCUUUCAAAUUGGGGGAAUUAUCCUGGUAAAUUACUGCAGUUUUUCAGCAACAGAAUUUCAAGGUGCAGCUGGGCCUUUCAGCCAUUGCAUCGAUUUUCAAAUGCCACCCGCAGCAUGCGAAGUGUGAAGAGCCCAGUGUGAAGCUCCUCAAAGACACUGCAGCACUUGUCCACCAGCAGACAGGACGUGUCUGUGCUGAGUCACCAGAAAAGCAAGCUAAGCCCGGAGCCGUUAUUGCACGGGCAAGCAGAGUUGGUUUCCAGAGGAGCUGCAUGCACUCGUUUCCCUCUCCCACUCAGUACUUUCUCUCCUCUUUCGAGCUGGCUCCUGGCUUUAACUGGAGCUUUUGACAGAGAAGGGAAUGACUGCAUCUCAUUUUCAUUGGGAUGUGGCCGUCCAAAUGUCUGCAAGGAAUCUUACAGGGAGCACGGAGCCUGGGCAAACAUCUGUGAGGCUGCAGCUUUUGACUGUUUGAAACAGGCCUUCUUUGGGCUCGGCACCUGCAGGCCACCGCACAGCGGUAGCCGGAAGGCUGCUGCCAGAGCUGCAACACAACAAAAGCGUGGCAGCCCAAGAAUCCGCGCGCAGCUCUUCUGCACGUUGUCCAACGUUAAGGUGCCAAAGAAAGAGCAAGCAGGAAGAGAGGAGCUUUGUGUCAGGAGACAAGCCAACAUCUCCCUGUCAGAAAGGGAGGUCAGGCUCCAAACUGAGUCAGAGCAAAGGUCAGCAUGCACCUACGUGCUCAAGAAGCAACUGCGCACUGCAAUACUCCUGGAAACUGAUUUCCUUGGCUUCUUUUGUCCCCUAAAUGUCAUCAAAGCAGUUAGGGCUUUCAGAAGCAACAAAGAUGCCAGCAGGAACAAGCACACUUGCUUUUAGUCAAAGCCUUGGGGAGGAAAAGUCACGUUUGCUUGGAUUUCUUGGGGCCCUGCUGGAUCGGUGCAUUUUCGGAGUUACCCCGGGAUGCCUUGAGCACUGGCUUAUGGACGGUCACCUCACACGCGGAUGGAGACACGCCCGUCCUUUGGGCUCACCAGCAGGGUCAGCACCUCCUCUGGCUCCCUCUCUUGCUGAGGAAGAGGCUGAAGAGGAGCCAAAUGACAAGAAGCCUCCAUCUGUUGUCCAUCCACAGCCUGAACGUGCAGAGCCACUCUCUCUUGACGCGCGCUCUGCCGUUCAACGUGCCGCUGCGCCGGCGCGGUCUGCAGCAGCCAGCACUCCCCCACAUGCCAGCACUUCGUCCAGCAGCCCAGCCCAGCAGCUGGAGAUGAGAGAGGAGCAGAGCCUGAGGAGACUGAGGAGCAUUGUGAGUCUGGGCGAGCCGAGGAGGAAAUACUCGGCGUUUGAAGAACUCGGACGAGGGGGUUUUGGAGCUGUUUAUAAAGCCCUCGACGCCAGCACAGGACAACAGGUGGCCAUCAAGAAAAUGGCGCUUCAAGAGGAGAUGUCCGAGGAGCUGGCUGUCAAUGAAAUCGUGGUCAUGAGGGACAGUAGGAACCCCAAUAUUGUUACCUACUUAGACAGCUACCUGGUCGACGGGGAGCUCUGGCUGGCGAUGGAGUUCAUGGAUGGCGGCACGUUGUAUGAUGUACUCGGGGCAGUGUACCUCGAGGAAGGACAGAUAGGCGCUGUCUGUCGGGAAUGCCUGCAAGGACUGCAUUUCCUUCAUUCCCGCCGAGUCAUCCACAGAGACGUCAAAAGCUGCAACAUUCUUGUGAGCAUGGACGGAUCUGUGAAAUUGGCUGACUUUGGCCUCUGUGCUCAGCUCACCCCUGAGCGCGACAAGUGCAGCUCCAGCGUCGGCACUCCCAGCUGGAUGGCGCCGGAAGUCGUGAGAGGAGAAGCCUACGGCCCCAAAGUGGACAUCUGGUCACUGGGGAUCGUGGGGCUGGAAAUGGUGGAAGGGGAAGCUCCUUACCAGAGGGAACCCCGUCUCAGGGUUUUAGAACUGAUAGAAAGGAACGGGGCCCCAAAACUGCAAAACCCCAGGCAGCACUCGGCUCUCCUGCGCGACUUUCUCCGCUGCUGCCUGCAGACAGAUGAGGACAGGCGCUGGUCUGCCCAGGAACUCCUGAAGCAUCCUUUUGUGACCUCAGGCGAUCCUGCCUCCAGCCUGGCUGCUCUGAUCAUCUCAGCCAAGCAAGUGCAGGAAGACUGGAGAGGAGACGCUUGCGCCUGAGGAGGCCUUGCUGCCCCGCCAGCUCAGAGGAG